AUGGUCAAUCCCUCAAUUGUCAUUGUGCCAGGCGCAUGGCACCAACCUGCACACUUCCAAGGCCUCAUUGAUGAGCUUGCAAAGGUCAACUACGAUGCAGAGGGUGUGACAAUGCCUUCGGUAGGCUCCAGCCCACCACUACCUAGCUGGGAGCAAGACGCGCUAGCUGUGCGACAAGUGAUUAUGAACAAACUGGACGCCGGGAAAGAUGUCGUCGUCCUCGCACAUUCGUUUGGCGGCAUCGCCAUGUCCGAGGCAGCCAAGGGUCUGGGAAAGAAGGAGCGAGAAGCACAGGGUUUGAAAGGCGGUAUUAUCAAGCUGGUUUACAUGUGCGCGAUGGCGUUGCCGGAAGGCCAGACCCAUGUCGGCCAAUUGGUCCCACAGACGCCCGAGGAAGAAGAGAUCGAGCGUCAACGCAAGGAGCUGGAGGAAAAGUUUGGUGGACUAGAUGUGUCAGCGGAUGGAGCAAUCAGCCUCCCGAAGGACCGUGUCCACCUCGUGUUUUAUAACCGUUGCGAGCAGAAGGACAUCGAUAGGGCUAUAGAGCUGCUCGACACAUUCCCCAUGGGCCCACUGACGGUUCCUGUCACAUACACCGCGUACCGUGAGAUCCCGAGCACAUACAUUGUCUGCAAAAACGACCAGGCGUUGCGGGAACCGUUCCAGCGGAGGAUGAUUGCGCAAGGCGAGGGCUGUUUUGAAGUGGAGGAAUGCGAUGAGGGACAUUCCCCAUUCAUGAGUAACCCGGGACGUUCCAAGCGACGCUGUGUUGUGCAAUCGGAUCCAGACGGAAUUUCCGAUGCGAUCUGCGCAAAUUGCAAACGUCUGAGACGCCAGUGUACAUUCGAAUUCGCUAUAGCUCAGUCUAGUCCUUUCUCUCGCAAACGACAGAGGCGCAACUGCGGGGAACCUAGUAUAUCAACAACGCAAAAUGAACCCAACGACUUUGACACGUGGACCUUUGAUACUACAACCGAGGAAGUCGCUGGGAGCCCGAAUAACCGGUUCGAGGCUACCUCUAUCGCUGACCAAGAUGUUCUGGCAGCUUGGUUGAAUCUCGACUGUGAUGGGAUUGUCGCGGAUAGCGUCAACUUGUUUUCAACCAACCUCGAGCCUUCCAAUUCAUUCACUGGGCUUUCUUCUGAGGACAUAGUGCCAGAGGAAAGCCAGCUUGGGGAUCAAUUUAUGGAUGACACGUCCCGACUGGUUCGCUUACACGCAGGGCAAAAUCUGGAAUCAAAAAAUCAUCGACCCUCGGUUGGCCUUUCAUUCAACAGUCCCAUCUACCUGCUGAAUUCUGGAAUAGACGCGAAAAUCUUUGGUGAUCGUCUCGCGCGGAUUUAUGAAGCAAUCGCAACAGCCAGUGCGUCGAGGUUUUUGGACUAUGACUGCAAUCUUUAUGCGACCAAGAGUCGCUACCGGUUGGGAGACAGUGACUCAGGGAGCUCAAAUGGAUCGGCGCCUACCAGCUCAGCCAUGGAUCCAAUCGCUAUCGCACCCCGAUUUGCUCUUCCAGUAUCGUCACAAGCACUACCAUACGAUAUCUCCUUGUUGGGAAGUGUGCGAUUUCUUGAUCAUUUGGGCAACCUCUAUGGCAAUCGUCUUAACUCGACCGCGCGGAAGAAAUCAGAUGAGACUUUCAAAGCGGUUCUUCGCGCAUUCUCGAUGCAAUGGUUGCCCAGUUCGCCUUCCUUCGAAGCGAGCUCAGCUCAUGAUCACUUUCCUCGAAAUUCAAAGUCUGGAGAGGCAGGGGGUGAAUCUUCCUUGAACGCUUUCAUUGAUGCUUGGGUACGGGCAAGAUCACUUCUCAACGAUGCACAUCAUGUUCGGUCAUUUCGAGUCGUAUUGGCAACACUCAUGUUUGUUGGUAUUGUUACACCAACUAAAAUAAUCGACAGAGAGGAUCUCGUACCAAACCACUUCCUUGACACAGCUUUGCAAAAGUUAUCCUACUUAAAUGGACUUGUCACGCAAUAUUGUGCGAACCUGGGACCAUCAUCCACAUAUGGUGCUCUUGCUGAAGCAAGUUUAAGCAUUGUCCGAUGGACUGCGUAUAUCCGCGACACAGGCGCAGCGUUGGCAAUGGAUCGGCAAUGCAAACUUCCAGACUUAUGGGGUACUACAAAAGUUCUUUCAGAUAAAGCGGCCGUGGCAGCAUUGGCAGUCUCUCAAAACAUCCUAGAGUUGGAUAUCAAUGUUCAACCAAUCUGCCGGAAAGCCAGUGCGGAGACAUUUAUCGUCUGGAGGCAGAUUAUAAACAUCAAAACCGCUGCUAAUCAGACGCAUGGCACUAUCAAUGAACGGUCCUCGUCAAUAAUUGAAGCAAUCAACUUGAGCGUGACGGCUGUUCGUGGCUUCAGAUAUCUCUUGGUAAGCUACGCUCCUACCAAUUCGCUCCCUCGGCUUUUGUCCGGCAAUCCUAUCAUCGAUAUCUCGCUGACAGGUUAUACCUUAGUUUCCCUCGUGAUGUUCUGGAACCUCGGUAUUUUUCUUCUCGCCGAAGUCUUCAAAAAUGUGACCAAAGACCUUGAUCCUUCCAUCAAACACGAAGUAGGACCCGCGGUCUGGGAAUAUCAGCGCGACGCAGCCUCGUGCGUGGCACAGGUAGUUGAAUGCGUACUCAACUUACCCGCCGAGGAGGCUUUCAACCUUCAAAAUGGACUCGGCGCCGAAGUCCCACUCACGGCUUAUCAUGUGACACCCAGUUUAGCUGUCACGGCCCUUCAACGGGCCAUUGAGAGUGUUAUAGACCUGCAGCUUCACUCUUGUUCUGUUGAUGAUGUAUCAGAUGACAACGCAAAGCUUUUGAUACCGGACGGGAUCUGGGAUCGACAAAUCGACAUCCUCACGAAAGGACUCAUGUCCCUUGACGUUACUAUUGGCGGGUCACAGACCUGUGGUGUGGCCCUCAAGGAGUUGAUGCACAAACACGGGGACAUUCUGUCUGAGUGCUGGACUUCGGGGUUUGACUCAUGA
Messenger RNA from Penicillium expansum, 2976 nucleotides. Its product is annotated as alpha/beta hydrolase. The record is from RefSeq and is a predicted model, not a curated record. The coding region runs from base 1 to 2976 and encodes 991 amino acids. The transcript has 5 exons. NCBI's taxonomy places the organism in Eukaryota, Fungi, Ascomycota, Eurotiomycetes, Eurotiales, Aspergillaceae.